AUGAGAGGCCGCCGCACUUCCAAAAUUACUGGAGGAAAUUCGCGCCUUCCAGAUGAUGAUUAUAAACCAAGUGAAACUAGAUGCAUACAAGACGCAUCUUUCUUAGAAGUUGUACAUCCGAUUGAAGCAACUGGCAAAAUCAACAAUAAAGAGUUAACACCAAUACAGAAAGCAAUUACAUUCUGCAUAAUGGAACAUGGAGGUUCGGCCUCAGAACAAGAAAUUUUAGAUUUUGUUACAAAAAAGUGGAAAUUGAUAAAUGAGAAGUCAAUUCGUCAAUUUCAAGUUAAACCAUGCAUGAGACUAAUCAGACUUAAUUUGUCAAUAAAGAAGAAUAAUCAACAAUUGUUUCUUCCAGAUCCGGACAAAGCAGGUAACAUGAUUCUUGGUCAGUAUGAUCCAAAUGCAUCAAAACAUAAUGACCAAACACCAGAAAGUACAGAUACCAUUAUAAAUGAAUCUUCCUCAGAAGAAUUGAAUCAAUACGCAAUUGAAACAGACUUCAUCGAAGAGUUAAUGAAUUAUUUAAAUCGAAGCAAGUAUCCUGUGAAGUUCACUGACAUUGUUAGUUUCGCAAAAUUAUCGAAUUUUAAAAUAAAUUUGUUUGCGAGAUUAGAAUUUAAUCGGCAAAUUAGAGCCAUUCUAGUAUCAUUAAAGGUACAAGGUCAUUUAUUUUAUAACCCCUUCGAUGACUCUUGGUGCGUCAAUCCAAUCCUCUGUCAGAAGUGA
Molecule: messenger RNA, 729 nt
Organism: Trichomonas vaginalis G3
Lineage: Eukaryota; Parabasalia; Trichomonadida; Trichomonadidae
Exons: 1
Coding region: 1-729 (242 amino acids)
Source: RefSeq, a predicted model, not a curated record